Messenger RNA from Schistosoma intercalatum, 2190 nucleotides. NCBI's taxonomy places the organism in Eukaryota, Metazoa, Platyhelminthes, Trematoda, Strigeidida, Schistosomatidae. The record is from the annotation of a GenBank genome assembly.
AUGUAUGUACCUAUUUGUGUUGAGUUUUGUCUUAUUCCGCAGAUGCAAGUGUACAACAAGAAAGAAAAAUAUUUCAAAUACAUUGAAAAACAUUCAACAGUUUUCGGUUUUCUUCUAUAUCUGAUUGGACUGAUAUGGUUUUGUCUUUUGUCUCAAGAUGAGCUCAACUAUAAAACUUAUAUGAGUGAGAAUGCCCUACUUAUUGGUCAGGUGAAUGAAAUCUUUGAUGAUGUUUCUUCCUCUGUUGAAUUUUAUGAAGAAUCUAAGAAGGCAUUUAAAUCUAAUGAGAUUAUUGGUUUAAAACAAUGGUUAUCUAUACAGCUUAACACAAUCGGUCUAGAAGUUUAUUCGCAGAAUUUCAGUUUCUCUCAUGAUAUACUUUCGCCUUUAAAGUCAAUUAAUGGAUCGAAUUUAUACGGCAUUAUGAGGUCACCAAGUGGUGGUCGAACUGAAGCACUUGUGAUUAUUACGUCAUUAGGUGAUAAUCCAACUUAUUUUGGAAGUCUUGCUUAUGUUUUAUCCCUGAGUAAACUGUUCAGAAAUCAAAUACACUGGGCUAAAGAUAUAAUCUUCCUGUUUCCGGAAUAUGAAUAUAUUGGUUUGAUGGCAUGGCUUGAAGCUUACCAUGGGACCAUAAAUUCAGACAAUCUCUUGUGGUCAGAACUUGAGGGUAGAAGUGGUAGUAUUCAAGCUGGUUUAAGUUUGGAAUUCCCUAAUUUGUACCAGUCAGCAAUUGAUAUAUUGCCUGAAGGUCCUAAUGGUUUAUUAGCUAAUUUGGACUUAGUAAACACUGUUGUUCGACUAGCUGAAGCCCAUUCUGUGGUAACACGUGUUAAUAGUCAGCCUUAUGAUUAUAGACGGGUUACACUUGGAACUAGAUUAAAUGAUAUGAUGGGGCUAAUGAAGGCAGUAUGGAAUCAAGGAUCAAAUUCUCCAACUGGUUUACAUGGUCCUCUAAUUAAUUAUCAAAUUCCUGCUAUUACAUUACGGGCAGAACAGAAACACCGAUCCACAGUUCCACGUAGUUCAGAAGUUCUUUCAGUUACAAGAUUACUUGAAGGUAUUCUUCGUUCGAUAAAUAAUUUACAAGAAAGAUUUCAUCAAUCAUUUUGGUAUUAUUUUCUCCCUAAUCCAUAUCGAUAUAUUUCAAUUGGUGUUUAUAUGCCACCAGUUUUGAUCAUGAUUUUAAGCCUUUUAUUAAAGCCAGUUCUCUUUUGGAUAUUAUUAAAUCAAUCCGAUUCGGAUAAUAAUAAUGAUGAUGAUGAUCAAAUGAUGAUGAAUAAAAAAAUAGACUCGUCUAUAUUAACCAAUUCUAAUUCAUCUCAAUUAGAUAAUUAUCAUAUUGAGAAAUUAGUCGAUGAUAAUACUCAAUUAAUUAAUAAUGACCAAACAAUUCGUCAGCGUGAUCAAAAAAAGUCAAUCAUUGAAAAAAAAUCGAUUGUGAAUGAAAGAAAAAAUGAUCAAAAUGAAAAACAACUUGAAUCUAAUUCACCGUUAUACUCUAGCGCUACUCCUCCAUAUAUACUAUGCUUAAUUGUGCGUCUUACUUUAUGCUUUUCUACGGGAUUUUUAUUGCAUUCUUCACCUAAGUAUUUAUUUAAGUUAUCCAACUUAAUAUUAGUUGGCAGCCAAUCAAUCAAUUCCACUUUUAAGUUGGUUGAUAUAUUUCUAAUCGGUAUUACUACUUUAAUAAUUGCCGUCAUGAUUGUUUUACCAAUCCUUAUGCUUAUCAUAAAAAAACUUUUGAAUUUAUAUGAGGCAGAUAAACAAGAUCUUACCGGCCAGUUAUGUCUUUUUAGUUGGGCAUUAUUUUUAAGUUGUUUGACAUGCUUAAAUAUAUCAUCAGCUGUUGUUCUCGGUAUUCCAAUUGUUCCUCUGUUAAACUUAUUUGUACAGAGAAAAGAUAAUAUCGAAAUUAAAAAAUCAUUUACAAUGAAACUAGUAAAAUGUUUCACUAUCAUUGGCUGGUUAAUUACAUUUACACCGAUAUUAAUUAUUGUAAUGUGUAUCAUCAAUUCUAGAAUUCAACAACAACAUUAUCCAAUAAGUGUAAAUGCUGUUCGAAAUUGUUAUGAAAAAUGCAUUUUACAAAGUUUGAUUGAAGCAGAUUUAUUUGGUUGUUGGACAUGGCCAGUUAUUACAUGUGGAUAUACAUCAUUAUGGUUAUUAACAUGGUUAGCUAUUUUCUGA